Molecule: messenger RNA, 4456 nt
Organism: Mesocricetus auratus (golden hamster)
Lineage: Eukaryota; Metazoa; Chordata; Mammalia; Rodentia; Cricetidae
Product: cytochrome b5 type B
Exons: 5
Coding region: 80-523 (147 amino acids)
Cellular component (GO): mitochondrial outer membrane; intracellular membrane-bounded organelle
Molecular function (GO): heme binding
Source: RefSeq, a predicted model, not a curated record
ACGAGGGCCAAGCGCGGGCCGGACCUGAAGGAAGUUAGCUGCAGAAGCCCAGAUAGCGGUAGAGAGGCACUCGGACCCAAUGGCGACCUCAGGGGCCAGCGGCAGCGGAGGGAAUGGCGAGGGCUGCGACCCCUCCGUCACCUACUACCGGCUGGAGGAGGUGGCGAAGCGAAACUCCGCGGAGGAGACGUGGAUGGUGAUCCACGGGCGAGUCUACGAUAUCACCCGCUUCCUCAGCGAGCAUCCUGGUGGGGAAGAGGUUCUGCUGGAACAAGCUGGUGCUGAUGCAACCGAAAGCUUUGAAGAUGUUGGGCACUCUCCUGAUGCCAGGGAAAUGCUAAAGCAGUACUACAUUGGUGAUGUUCAUCCGAAUGACCUUAAACCUAAAAAAGAUGGUAACAAGGAUCCUUCAAAAAGCAGUACAUGCAAAAGUUGCUGGGCAUAUUGGAUUCUCCCCGUCGUGGGCGCUAUUCUUGUAGGUUUCCUGUAUCGUCACUUCUCGGCCGACAACAAGUCCUCCUGAGGAGACCAUGCUGAAGUGUGGGAGCGCAUGCUCCUGGGAGUGAGAAGCUGACACUUUGGAGGCUGCGCAAUGCUUCCUCCUUGAACCCUGCCAGUUUCCUCCCCUGCCUGCCCCCCUGGAGCCAAGAUGUCUGACUAGAUAUCUCUUCUCCUUCAGUAGGACCAGGGUCCUUCACCAGCCAGAGCCUGAUGCCCAAAGCUCCUGCUCACAUUGUGUCCUUGCCAGGGUUUCUUCUCACUGGCUUCCACCCGUUCCCUUCAUUUCAGAGUUUAUGUUGAUGAUUAGACUUCCUAUGUUGUAGAGUCAUGGCCUUCGGGGACAGUAUAUGAUUUCUGAUGCUCUGAAUUCACAUUGGGUAUAUUUAAGGGAACAGUACUCUAGUUUUGAAUCUUUUCCUAUUUUUCUUUUAAGUAAAUUUAUUUUUUAAUUCUGAUUUAAUUUUGUCAUUUAUCAUCAGGGGGUUUCAUGAAGUUAAGAUGUGUCUAUCUUAUUUAAAACACAGCUGCCAAAUGAUCUUAUUUAUGAUUAUUAAAAGUAAGGGGCUGCAAGAUAGAUUGUUGGGUAAAAGCAAUUGCUGCAAAGCCUGAUGUCCUGAGUUUGAUCCCUGGAUGCACAUGUAGAAGGAGUGAACCAAUUCCCAAAAGUUGCCCUCUGACCUCUACAUAUAUGCUAUGGCCCUAAUGUACACACAGACACCGUGUAUACACACAGGUACACACAUUGAGACAUAACACACAGAGGCACAAGCACAUGCUAAACAAAUGUAAUUUUAAAAAAUAUACAAAAGAAAUAAAAAUUAAAAAAAAAAGUACUAUGUGGUUUUCUCCCUCCCAGAUAGUCUAGCUGAUGGCUCCCUCCUGUCCCUAAGUUCAGCUCCUUUCUUCCCAAGAGUACUUUACAAACUGCAUCCCUUUGGUUUCUGAGGUGUAGAAGAGCGGAAGAAGGGAUCAGCGAGUUGAGGUGAAUUCAGAAUGAUCUCUUUUAAAAAGAGAACAAAGCACCACUUACAGAACAGCAGUUUAAAGAGUGACCGUUGGCACACUCUCUGUGGUCUGACCCCAGUUUCUAACCAUCUUCCACCCUCGCUGUCUGCUGGUAAAAAACUCACCAUGAAGGUUGCUGAAGCCUGUGGUUGUAUCUGUGUGGCUUCGUGGAAGGCUCUUGCUGCUAUUUUGUUUACUGAUUAACUAAUUUUUAAUUCCCUGUUUUACCAAAGUAAGAAACUCAAGUUUGGCUUUAUCUCAGUAAAAUAACUUUCAUGUAAAUGUCAUUGUUGGGGCAUGCCACUUAAGACAGGAGACCUUGCCAAGAGACUUCUGAUUUCUGUUUUACUUUCAUGGCUCCAACUUAGUGAUUUUGCUCUACUUUUCUCUGAGGGUUAUAAUGAUAAAUCUGGAAGCUUUUCCCUUCUCCCUUGGAUAUGUAUUUCAUUGGAGAGUAGUUAACCAUUUAAAAUUACUGUUUCUCAUUGGUCCGGGCUUUCUCCUGACCUCUUUGACUUUAUUCUUUUCCCUGUGGCAGUAUCUGACAGUUUCACAGUUAUUUUUUACCCACUAUCUAUGAUUUUCCUCCACAUCCUUUGUUCAUUAACAAUCUGCUUCUGGACUGUUGUCAUGCCCAGCAGGAAGCCAGUGAAUUCUAGAAGGACCAGAAAUGCUGGGAAGUGUCUCCUGCCUCCCUUCCAGCUUGCCAGGGGCUUGACAGGACAGGAAACUGCACAUUAAACCAGUCUGCCCAUGCAAUCUAUUUAAGAAAAAGUUCAGCCCAGGACUUCUAUUCUGUGAUUUAACAACUGAAUGAAUUCAGAAUUCAUCAAAAUAACAUUCGCCUUUUUCCUUGCAUACUUGGAUAUGAUACUUUAAUUUCUAGAUGAUUUCUAUAUAUCAGAGAUACAUACUUAAUCACUUUUAUCUUUAGAAAUUUUGUAAUAUGGUAGAUUGAAAGAAAGUGGCAUGAUUGAGUACAUCUCCACUUAAAGGCAAGGAAGGUCUGUGCAGUGAGGCUUGGGGUCCACUUGCCUGAUAGCCAAGCUACAUGCAAUAUGUUGGGUAGAUGGGAAGAACAAAGGCACGCUGAAGCUCAGGAAGGGACAUUCAUGCUGACACUAGGCCUGAAGAUAAUUUGCAACCUCUUUACAGCCAGUGAAAAGCAUCUGGCUAUAGGAAAUGUUAAGAACUGUUUUUGGCUCAGUGGUAGUGGCACACACAUUUAAUCCCAGCACUUGGGAGACAGAGGCAGGAGGAUCUCUGAGUUUGAAGCCAGUGUGGUCUACAGAGGGAAUUCUAGGACAGCCAGAGCUAUAUAGAGAGACCUUGUCUCAAAAACACCCCCCAUGCACACAAAAAAACUUAUUUUUUAAGUAAAAUCGGUGUUUUGAUAUUUUUAUGGUAAACAUCAAUUCGAAAAUGGUGUUUUUCUAUUUCACAUCAAUGUUCUUUUCCUGCUUUUAUCUGAGCUUGUUUCUUUUACUGAGAGCCAGAAGGAAAAGAUUGUCAUACUUUGUCUUUGCCAUUUAUGUAAUCCACCUAAUACCCAGGGCUUCUUUUGAACUACUGAUAAUAUAUAUCAUUUUAUAUUAUAAAAAAACAUGCAGCUUUUUGGGGGGGUGGCUAGGCAUGGUGGCACAUGACUUUAUUCCUAGCACUUGCGAAGCGGAGGCAGACAGUUCUUGAAUUCUAGGCCAGCCUGGUCUACAUAGCAAGCUCCAGGCCAGCCAAAGCCACAUAGUGAGACUCUUGUCUCAAAUCCCCCAAACCCCUUUUAUGUCUGUUUGCUGUAAUUCUGUUGCCUAUAGCAACAGCUAGGGGGAGAGGUAUGUCUUAGGUGAAAGUUUGUUGAGGCUUUUCCUGAACAAAGCAAUACAGCAUGUGCACCAGAUGCAUUAAAAAAGACAGAACUUGUCAAAGAAGCAUUGACAUUUGUGGGUUAUGCUAACUUAUUGAGAGCAAGAGGAGCCAGCCCCUGUUGGCUGACAGUACUCCCAACCUGUGAGGUGUUUGGUUGUUUAUUCAUGAAGUGGCCAGCUGCCACCACACCAUACAAGUUAACCGAUGGUGAACACAAAAAGGAAUUUGUGCUACCAAGGCACAGGGUGUUAAUCUCUAAAAGUUCUUAUCUGGUCCUGGGAGCUGGUUUUCCCUUCCAAGUGACUGCGUGUUUGUAAAGCACUCAGUGGGACAAAGUUUGUGGACUGUUUACAACUCCUUGUGUGAUUACUUGAGCAGACAAGUCUGUCCAAAGCUACCAUCUGAACUGGUAGGUAGGCUCUUUGAACAGUUGCCACCGGGGCUUAUGAUGUGGGGUUUGUGCUCAUUCAGUGCUGGGAGCAGUGAGAAGUGCUUUUACAAGCCAGAUGUGUCAUCACAUGUGGCAUCCAUACUUCAUCUCAGGUGUACCCAGCUGGCUGACGUCCACCUGAGGUGACUGAAGCACGGAACAUGAAUGUUCUUUGCCUCCGACCCAAGGGAAAUGGAUUCAAACAUGUCAUGUCUCAACAAGAAAUUGGAGUUUUGAAGCUGUGUGAUUCAGUUGCCAAAUAUCUCAAAGUAACGGAGAGCUCCAUCAUAUUUGGCCAGCUUUGCGAUUUACGGGGGCAGCCCAGGAGGGGGUUUCUGAAGAAGCAGAGAUGUGCCAGUCACCUGCCUUAUGCCCAGUGUCUUAAUCAUGAAUUUCAGUGGCCACUCCUUGCCCCCGCCUACGUCGCCUACACUGGCUGCUCAGGCAGAACAUCAGCUCAGUUAUUUAACUUGCUUUCUACUGCAGCCUCAACUGGGAGUGACUAAUAUUAACAUUCCUUUGUGUAUUCAGUGAUGGAGUUUGUUUACCUAUUUGAUUUCAGCUUAUUUUGAACAAAGAUCUUUGUCUCUUUCUACUGGAAUGUGCACACAGUGAAUGUUUGUUAGAACUACACAAUAAAGAUACUGUUUUCCUUUU